Molecule: messenger RNA, 4212 nt
Organism: Durio zibethinus
Lineage: Eukaryota; Viridiplantae; Streptophyta; Magnoliopsida; Malvales; Malvaceae
Source: RefSeq, a predicted model, not a curated record
UUAGGCUUGAAUUUCACGUAAACGGUGAUUUGGGCUUUUGCUUUUUCUUGUAGCCCAGAACUUUUUCCGAUAAGCCACGUGGAAUCAUCUUAACCGUUCAUCUUAUUCGUUCUCUUUCUUUUCCUACCGUCCAUUCUCAAAUAACCCUAAUAAAUUUGGAUUUCUCGUUGAAGAGAUUUAUUGGAAUCUUGGAAUCCCCGCUGUUCUUUCUUUUCUCGUUUCGUCAUCCUUUUGUUUUUCGCAGAUCUAUUCGCCAUGGUUUCUCCUCCAUGGAUUUUGCUUCGAGAAUUCGUUAGAUCGCUUCAAGAUCUGCCUUCCGAUACCAGAUUUGGUUUCAUAUGUUGAGGAGAGGUUCCAUCCGUUGGAUCUACGUCUUAGCCUUCCGUCUGCAUAGAUCGAAGGAAUAAAGAUCGUUGAUUGGUUUGAUAUCAGAAUCCAACAUCGAAAGGUGGAGAUUUCUUGGCUGGCUAAUUUGAGGCGGCUGAAAUUGAAGAUCACCUAUCUUUGCUUUGAUGGUAGGAAGCUGAAAAAGGAGAACUGCAAUGGACAUGGACAAGGACAAAACAGCAGCUGCCCUUGAAGCUAUUAGCAAGGAAACUGUUGAUCUGGAGAACAUCCCAGUUGAAGAGGUUUUUGAAAAGCUGAAAUGCACAGAACAAGGUUUAAGCUCUGAUGAGGUUCAGCAGCGGUUGGAGCUUUUUGGUUACAACAAACUUGAAGAGAAAAAGGAAAAUAAAAUACUCAAAUUUUUGGGAUUUAUGUGGAAUCCUCUCUCAUGGGUUAUGGAAGCAGCUGCUAUUAUGGCCAUCUCUCUUGCGCAUGGAGGGGGAAAGGACGUAGAUUACCAUGAUUUUAUUGGCAUUCUGGCACUACUUAUUAUCAAUUCAACAAUCAGUUUUAUAGAGGAAAACAAUGCAGGAAAUGCAGCUGCAGCCCUUAUGGCUCGAUUGGCUCCAAAAGCAAAGGUUUUACGUGAUGGGAAAUGGAACGAGGUAGAUGCUUCUGUGUUGGUUCCUGGAGAUAUUAUCAGUAUCAAACUAGGAGACAUUAUUCCUGCUGAUGCUCGUUUGCUUCAAGGAGAUCCUCUUAAAAUCGAUCAGUCAGCUCUAACAGGAGAGUCGCUCCCGGUGACAAAACAUCCCGGGGAAGGAGUUUACUCAGGCUCAACAUGUAAACAAGGUGAAAUUGAGGCAGUUGUUAUUGCAACUGGUGUACACACUUUCUUUGGGAAGGCAGCUCAUCUUGUGGAAACCACAACACAUGUUGGGCACUUUCAACAGGUCUUAACUGCAAUCGGGAACUUCUGUAUAUGCUCCAUUGCCAUUGGGAUGUUGAUUGAACUCAUUGUUAUAUAUGGCCCUCAAGGAAGGGCUUAUCGUACCGGUAUAGAUAACUUGCUCGUUAUACUUAUUGGUGGUAUCCCAAUUGCCAUGCCAACCGUGCUUUCUGUCACUAUGGCAAUCGGCUCUCAUCGCUUGUCUCAGCAGGGUGCCAUAACAAAGAGAAUGACUGCUAUUGAGGAAAUGGCAGGAAUGGAUGUGCUUUGCAGUGAUAAAACAGGCACACUGACUCUCAACAAACUUACAGUGGACAAAACUUUGAUAGAGGUUUUUGUCAACAACGUUGACAAGGAUAUGGUUGUUUUGAUGGCGGCAAGAGCUUCAAGGUUGGAGAAUCAAGAUGCUAUAGAUGCUGCAAUUGUUUCAAUGUUGGCUGAUCCUAAGGAGGCACGAGCUGGAAUCACAGAGGUUCACUUCCUUCCCUUUAAUCCAACUGACAAGAGAACUGCCCUUACUUACUUUGAUGAAGCUGGUAAGAUGCAUAGAGUCAGCAAAGGUGCACCAGAGCAGAUACUGAAUCUGGCCUGGAAUAAAUUGGAUAUUCAAAAGAAAGUUCACUCCAUAAUUGAUAAAUUUGCUGAGCGUGGACUUCGAUCCCUUGCAGUUGCUCGACAGGAAGUUCCUGCUGGUAAUAAAGAUAGUCCUGGAGGACCAUGGGAAUUUGUUGGUCUUCUGCCUCUAUUUGAUCCACCCCGCCAUGACAGUGCAGAGACCAUUCGAAGGGCCCUGGAUCUUGGUGUCAGUGUUAAGAUGAUAACAGGUGACCAACUGGCAAUUGCUAAGGAGACAGGAAGAAGACUUGGGAUGGGCACAAACAUGUAUCCUUCAUCAUCUCUGCUUGGUGACAAAAAGAAUGAAGCAAUUGGAGCUUUACCAAUUGACGAACUUAUUGAGAGUGCUGAUGGAUUUGCUGGAGUUUUUCCUGAGCACAAGUUUGAGAUUGUGAAAAGACUACAAGCUGAGAAGCACAUAGUUGGAAUGACGGGUGAUGGGGUCAAUGAUGCACCUGCAUUGAAGAAAGCAGACAUAGGGAUUGCAGUUGCAGAUUCCACAGAUGCUGCUCGAAGUGCUUCAGAUAUUGUUUUGACAGAACCUGGUCUGAGUGUGAUCAUUAGUGCUGUUUUAACCAGCCGUGCAAUCUUUCAAAGAAUGAAGAAUUACACGGUAUAUGCAGUAUCGAUCACAAUUCGUAUAGUGUUGGGGUUUAUGCUGCUCACUCUAAUCUGGAGGUUUAAUUUCCCUCCUUUCAUGGUCCUAAUCAUUGCCAUUCUUAAUGAUGGAACCAUUAUGACAAUAUCUAAAGACAGGGUCAAACCAUCACCAGUUCCUGACAGUUGGAAGCUCAAAGAAAUUUUUGCUACUGGGAUUGUCUUAGGCUCCUACCUGGCCUUAAUGACCGUUAUAUUCUUCUGGGCUGCCUAUGAAACUGAUUUCUUUCCGGAUAAAUUUAGCGUAAGAAGCUUAUGCCAUAAGAACUUUAAUCUUACAGAAAAGGCGGGCAAAGACAAUUUGAAUGCACUGUUAGCAUCUGCAGUUUACCUCCAAGUUAGCACCAUCAGCCAGGCUCUAAUAUUUGUGACUCGCUCUCAGGGAUGGUCAUUCAUGGAAAGACCCGGUCUUCUGCUUGUUAUUGCUUUCAUCAUUGCUCAACUGGUUGCAACUGCUAUUACUGCUGAAGCAACAUGGGGUUUUGCUGGAAUCAAAGCUAUUGGCUGGGGAUGGUCAGGUGUUGUUUGGCUUUACAACAUUUUAACUUAUGCACUGCUUGAUCCCAUCAAGUUUGCAGUUCGAUAUGCACUUAGUGGUAGAGCUUGGGAUCUUGUGUUUGACAAAAGAACGGCCUUCAACACUCGAAAGGACUUUGGUAAAGAAGCUCGUGAGGCUGCAUGGGCCGCUGAACAGCGAACAAUCCAUGGCCUACAGUCUACGGACUCAAGGAUCUUCUCUGAAAAGCACACGCUUAGGGACAUCAGUUGCAUGGCAGAAGAAGCCAAAAGGCGUGCAGAGAUUGCAAGAUUAAGAGAACUUCAUACCCUGAAAGGCAGAGUGGAGUCGUUUGCCAAGUUGAGAGGUUUGGAUAUUGAUGUCAAUGCACAUUACACAGUCUGAGAGGGUUACUCUCAUGUUCCCAACAGCAUUUCGAAUAUCAUUCCUCACUUGUUUUUGUCUUUUUGUUUUGCUUUCUCGAAUUGUAUCCAACCACUUUCAAGCGGUAGUUUUCUGCCCCUUAAUAUCCAAAAUGAAACUGAUGUUACUCAAUGAUUAUGAACCAUCAAUAAGAACCUGUAAUGCCAAUAACAUCAUUUACACUUCCUCCCAAACUAUGGUAUUGUUAUUUCAUUAUUCUUCUUCUUAUAAUUGUCUAUCAUACCAUAAUUGUAAUAUUAAUCUUCUUAUAAUGAAUCAUGCCAUGAUUCCAACCUAUUAAGACAUCCUAAUCAUUGAUUCUUUUAUUAAUUUCUGGCACUGAUGGAUUUGGCAGCUGGAAAUUGCCUGAUAGUUUGGCAGAAGACUUGAUUAGAAGACAUAAUGGGAAAAUGAAGUUACGUAAGAUAGGGCAAAGACUUCAAAAUAAUGUGGAAAUAAAAAUUUGUAGAAUGAACAUGACACAUGUUACCGUUCAGCUUUCAAUGUCCACUUUUGCAUGGUACCGUUUUAUCAUGACACGGCUUCUUAUUCAUCACGUGAACAACAAGAUUUCAAUGUCAAUUAAUUAAAGUUAAUUAAGUUAAAACUCGAGAGAAACAUCAUUAAAUUAAGGUUUCGUUUAAUUUCAUAUUCAAUUUCAAUUUUAUUAUAUCCCUUUUUUUGCAUAACUAAGAUGUGUUUUUAGAAGUGUAUUUGUCUUUUAAGGUUACCGACAACGAUCCAC